GAGAAGAGUUUGGAAUGCCACCCUCCGUAAUUCAGUUAAGCGUGAAUUUUAGACCGGAGCUCACGCACUCAGACCUCUGCUCUUCAAAUUAGGCUAUAACCGUCACACGCGCAAAAUGAGAGAAAUAGUUCACAUGCAAGCUGGACAAUGCGGCAACCAGAUUGGGACCAAGUUUUGGGAGGUGAUCAGCGAUGAGCACGGAAUUGACCCCGCAGGAAACUAUGUUGGUGACUCGACCCUGCAACUGGACAGAAUCAAUGUCUAUUACAACGAGGCCUCCUCACAUAAAUACGUCCCCCGGGCUGUGCUGGUGGACCUUGAACCCGGCACUAUGGACAGCGUCCGCUCGGGGGCCUUCGGACAGCUCUUCAGACCAGACAACUUCAUCUUCGGCCAGACAGGUGCAGGUAACAACUGGGCCAAGGGCCACUACACGGAGGGGGCAGAGCUGGUGGACUCAGUGCUGGACGUGGUGAGGAAGGAGUGUGAGCACUGUGACUGCCUCCAGGGCUUCCAGCUCACCCACUCCCUGGGCGGGGGCACAGGGUCGGGCAUGGGCACCCUGCUGAUCAGCAAGAUCCGCGAGGAGUAUCCCGACCGCAUCAUGAACACCUUCAGUGUGAUGCCCUCACCCAAGGUAUCUGACACGGUGGUGGAGCCCUACAACGCCACCCUGUCUGUCCACCAGCUGGUGGAGAACACAGACGAGACCUACUGCAUCGACAACGAGGCCCUGUACGACAUCUGCUUCCGCACCCUCAAACUGACAAUGCCCACCUACGGCGACCUCAACCACCUGGUCUCUGCUACCAUGAGCGGCGUCACCACCUCUCUGAGGUUCCCCGGCCAGCUCAACGCCGACCUCCGCAAGCUGGCCGUCAACAUGGUGCCCUUCCCCCGCCUGCACUUCUUCAUGCCCGGCUUCGCCCCGCUCACCGCCAGGGGGAGCCAGCAGUACCGCUCCCUCACCGUGCCUGAGCUCACCCAGCAGAUGUUUGAUGCCAAGAACAUGAUGGCGGCCUGCGACCCUCGCCACGGGCGCUACCUGACCGUGGCCGCCGUGUUCCGAGGCCCCAUGUCCAUGAAGGAGGUGGACGAGCAGAUGCUGGCGAUCCAGAAUAAGAACAGCAGCUACUUCGUGGAGUGGAUCCCCAACAACGUGAAGGUGGCGGUCUGCGACAUCCCUCCCAGAGGGCUCAAGAUGGCCGCCACCUUCAUCGGCAACAGCACGGCCAUCCAGGAGCUGUUCAAGCGCAUCUCCGAGCAGUUCUCAGCCAUGUUCCGCCGCAAGGCCUUCCUCCACUGGUUCACGGGCGAGGGCAUGGAUGAGAUGGAGUUCACGGAGGCAGAGAGCAACAUGAACGACCUGGUGUCAGAGUACCAGCAGUACCAGGAGGCCACUGCCAGCGAUGGAGACGAGGCCUUCGAAGACGAGGAUGAGGAGAUUAAUGAGCAUUGGAACGAGGAGCCCCAGACUGAAGUCUCCUUCAUGCCUGACGUCAGUGUUAGUCCACUGAGCUGAAGUCUCUGUCCCUGCCCGAUCACACAAUGUUAUAGUGCACCAGGUGUGAAUCCAAGAGAUUAUAUUGAUUAGGUGUUUAUUGAUUGGUUUAAUAUUGAUGAACUGUUUCUUUAAUUGUUUGUCUGGGGACCAUAUGCCCUUCAGCUACUGCCCUGCUUAAAUAAAGGCAAAAGGUCUGAGA
This is a messenger RNA of Osmerus eperlanus (European smelt), 1703 nucleotides long. RefSeq names its product tubulin, beta 6 class V (gene tubb6). Gene Ontology annotation, biological process: microtubule cytoskeleton organization; mitotic cell cycle. The record is from RefSeq and is a predicted model, not a curated record. The transcript has 6 exons. The coding region runs from base 116 to 1522 and encodes 468 amino acids. Gene Ontology annotation, molecular function: GTP binding; structural constituent of cytoskeleton; GTPase activity. NCBI's taxonomy places the organism in Eukaryota, Metazoa, Chordata, Actinopteri, Osmeriformes, Osmeridae. Gene Ontology annotation, cellular component: microtubule; cytoplasm.